Aspergillus chevalieri is the source of this 2442-nucleotide messenger RNA. RefSeq lists its product as uncharacterized. The coding region runs from base 1 to 2442 and encodes 813 amino acids. The transcript has 4 exons. NCBI's taxonomy places the organism in Eukaryota, Fungi, Ascomycota, Eurotiomycetes, Eurotiales, Aspergillaceae. The record is from RefSeq and is a predicted model, not a curated record.
AUGGGGCGACAGGCUUAUCUGAAUCGGCUCGCUUUGGGCCGAUCCCCAUACGAACCUCCGGAGCAUGCUCCCAGUCCCCCAAAUGAGUCGACUGCCGGGCAGCGGGAGUCCAGUAUCCAUGCGGAUGGCUAUGUGCAGCGCUACGAUGACCGAGGCCAUCCGGUGAAUCCUGAAUCCAAGGCACUCGGGAAAGAGUUGCGAAAGGCCAAGAAUGACAUCUUGUCAACUAUGGGCAUUGUCGUUAGCGGCGAAGAUGGGGGUGACGGAGCGCCCAAUGAACAGCAGAAAAUCAACAUGAUAGCUGCCGAGAACGACUAUGGAUUGGUUAUGGCAACCUUAGAUCAGGUGUCUGUGUUCCUGGGUUCGUGGUGGACAUCAUCACUUGCAGGGCGGAUACAGACAUUCAAAAGCUACACUCAUGUCCCUUUGAUGCAUAUCAUAAACUAUGAGCGUAAUUCUAUCGGAGUCGCCGGUUUCUACUUUGCUGGGAUCCCUGCGUGGACAGUGUCAACCUGCCUGUCCAUCUGUCGGCACCAUCCUUUAGAGCGAUUGAUUGUCUUUCUACAGAGUCAUCUAACUCAAUAUUCUCCUAACGAGUUCUGCACUAAGAUAAUACGGGCUUCGUUCACCACAGUACACUAUGCGACGAGAGGAGCUUUACUGGUGCUAGCCGUACAGACAUACAUGUACUCUCUUCUACAAUCUCUGCACCUUGUCCACCCAUACUGCAUGCCGAGCGCUAGUUUCUUCGUGCCAUUCGGCGAACUUGCACCGACACAGCUCCUCUCUUUGCCGGCAAACCUUUCUUUUGGCUCGAUGGCUAACCUUUUCCUGGGUAUCUUGAAGACACCCUCGCUUUUGGUUUACUUAUACGUCUACUUGCGCCCCAUAAUUGAAAUUCGACUAUACAGGUUGAUCCGCCGGCGGCUACCAAAGCCUAGCCUUGCUGAUGAGCUCUCUAUCCGCGUGGCUUUUGAGAACGACCUCAUUGACUGGAUGGUGCCUACGCUCGGCCGCAGAUCAGAAGAAGAGAACCGCCGUGGUAGUUUGACACUUUACGAAGAUAUCAAGUAUGAAUUAUCUGUUCUUCGGAAUUGGGCACUCUCAUGGUUUGGCUUUAAACGGUCACAAGCACCGAGUCGUCCAGGCAACGCUCCCCAGGGAGAAGAGAAAAUUGAAUCCUUACGUCAGUGCAUUGAAGAAUUGCAAAAUGAGCUAGGAGCAGCGCAAACCCGGACCAACCAGACCCGAGAGCGUCCACAACCACUAGCAGAACGAACUCCCGGGCAUGGGGAUGCUUGGCCUAGUUCGACCGCUCCAAAUCUUUCUGUGCAAACCUCCGGACCCGGAAGCAGUUUUCAUGGAGAUCGUAUUCUGCAAAAUGAAGACAACCGGGUCUCGCAGUCGCCUGACGCGAUGAGCACUGACAUCUUCUCGGACAUGCCCCCGUUGGAAGGUGCAAACGCUGCUUCGAAUGAAGAUGAGACACAUCAAAUAACCGAUGCCGAACCACCUCGAGAUCAAGAUGAAAAUCGACGAUUCUCACGUUCCAACACCCUUUUCUCCCGACCAUCCUCACCCGAAACAUCCCCUCCGACUUCGCCUCGAGUACGUGCUUCAUUGAUCCAUCAGAACUCAGACAUCAUCACAAUGCAGCUGGAACUCCUGGGAAACCGCAAUGCACACAAUCAAGGACAGGCAAACAUUCGACCCAGGAAUGCCAAUUUGGGCGACGCCCCAGCAGAUCGCAGAUCAGUCACGGAAUUCCUCGACUCUCUUCUGUCCAACACGGACCAACAUCUGGCCACGAUAGUGAAUGAUGCAGUGGACAGCGACGGUUUAUCUAAUGUGACUGCAGGGGCUUCUCAAAUCUUGCCUGAUGCUCCGUCUGCUCCUACCUCCCAAGCUCAGCCAGCAGAAGCUGACUCAGGUCUUGCAAACAUACUGACCGACAAUAACGAGGUACAAACGCUAGAAGAAGCUUUAAAUGACCCCCUUGGUCCCGAAUACGACGAUGAAAACCGCUCAAACCCGGAACUCCCUCCCCCAGCGCCAAAUGCGCACCCUCGACAACUCACCGGACCACCCGGAUCUCCUGCACAUAGGGUAACAAUUCUAUCUUCCCACCCAGUCGACUCCCUCGCCUCGCAUCUCGCAUCGAUCCUGACAACUGUGAUAUUCCUUCCGCUCGAAUCUCUCUAUCUCCGUUCUCUGGCAUCCUCGUUUCUCUCAUCGCGAAGUUCGUCUUCUGCCCUCCGCUCUGACGUUCGCGCGCUUGGAGCAUGGGGCGGGGGCGGUUCUCGAACUGAUAUUGUUACCUACGUUGGGAAGAUGGCGCUUAUGAUGAGCGUGCAAGUUGCAGUAAAUGCAAGCACAUGGGGAAUCAUCUCUGGUGCUGCUAUCAGAAUCGGAAAGAAGUUCUGUGGCUGGGGGAGUUUAUAA